Messenger RNA from Triplophysa dalaica, 1053 nucleotides. RefSeq names its product G-protein coupled receptor 87-like. NCBI's taxonomy places the organism in Eukaryota, Metazoa, Chordata, Actinopteri, Cypriniformes, Nemacheilidae. Gene Ontology annotation, biological process: G protein-coupled receptor signaling pathway. Gene Ontology annotation, molecular function: G protein-coupled purinergic nucleotide receptor activity. The record is from RefSeq and is a predicted model, not a curated record. The coding region runs from base 100 to 1053 and encodes 317 amino acids. Gene Ontology annotation, cellular component: membrane. The transcript is spliced from 3 exons.
UUUACACACUCUUUUGAACAUUCGUUGUUCGUAAGUGGAGAACAGAUGUCAUAAGGUUAAAUACUCGAUUUUACAUCUUGAUCACCAGUCUGCUCAAACAUGGAGGGAAACACAACAAAUUCAACUGAAAGAUCAUGUGGCUUGUCUGAAAUGCCAGCUCGUCCAUUCUUCAUAAGUGUCUACACACUGAUCUGUUUGGCAAGCCUGGUGCUCAACACCAUUACAAUAUAUGUGUAUUUUUGUAAAGUUACAACUAAGUCCAGCAUCACCUUCUAUUUAAAGAAUCUAGCUGUUGCGGACAUGUUCGUCUGCCUGUGUUUGAUAUUACGCAUAAUUAAAUAUGCUGUCAGCUCAGAGGAAGUUCAGCGUAUCUACUGUAACUUUGGCGCUCCAGCAGCCUACCUCAACAUGUACUCCAGUAUUCUCUUCAUGGGCUACAUCGCUGUAAACAGGUACCUGAAAAUUGUGCGACCGCUGGAGGCUCACAUUAUACAAACAGUGCAAUCAACCCGCAACAUCUGCAUAACAACCUGGGCUAUCCUUUUGGCGGUUAAUUGUGUCUAUAUUGUAGUUUUUGCAAGUACCCCAAAUGUUGAUUCAAGAAGCCCUGAUGGAGGUUUUGACUGUGAUAUUUAUCAUAACAAUUUGCUCAACAUGAUUUACUUGAUCAUGCAAAUCUUAUGCUUUGUAAUAUUUUUGCUCGUGUUGGUAUCACUGAUCCUGCUUUACUGGUGGAACGUACGGAGACUCCAGCAAGCUCAGCGUGCUGCACCAGUCCAGUCCGACAGCACCAAGCUGAGCAAGUCAAAUCGUAACAUGAAAGUACUGGUGGGUGUUUUCUUUGUGUGUUUCGUGCCAUAUCACCUGGUGAGACUGCCAUACGUGUUCAUCAAACCCCUGUUGAGCGAUUGUACAGCAGUCCAGACCUUCUACAUCCUGAAGGAACUGACUGUGGUGCUUGCAGUACUAAAUGCCUCCUUAGAUCCACUCAUUUACUUUGUCUUCUGUAAGGCCUUCAGAAGUCAUCUGAACAUUUGCUGGAAAUGUAGUUAA